Penicillium paradoxum is the source of this 450-nucleotide messenger RNA. RefSeq lists its product as uncharacterized. NCBI's taxonomy places the organism in Eukaryota, Fungi, Ascomycota, Eurotiomycetes, Eurotiales, Aspergillaceae. The transcript has 2 exons. The record is from RefSeq and is a predicted model, not a curated record. The coding region runs from base 1 to 450 and encodes 149 amino acids.
AUGGCUUCUAUCCGUUCGAUUUUACUUGUGAUUGCCCUGGCUCUCCAAGGAAGUGAGGCACUGCCUGAUUGUCAAGGCUACAUCCACAGUGGUACAAUCGCUUAUUUCAACAGCGCUCCCAUCACCUUUAGCUAUGAGCUUGCAACAGCCUUGGAUUGCCAAAGAUGGUGUGAGAAGGUAUCAACAUGCCAAGCAUGGCUCUAUGUUGACCAGUCAAAUCAAUGUGACCUGCAUCGUACGAAGGCGUUGAGCGUUUCGGAUAAUGCAGGAUUCAUCUUUGGCGGGUGCACGCCUAGAGCGGCCAAUGAAUCUCCAACAACUUCUACUCCUAGCUCUUCGUUGCACUCCGCUGUUAUCAGUACUGCAAGAACAUCAGAGAUUGCUUACUCGGCUCAUGCUAGACGCGAAAUCCUCCGUCAUAAGCAGAAGGGUCACCACCAAAAGCUUUAA